Messenger RNA from Trichomycterus rosablanca, 799 nucleotides. It is a transcript of the gene timm10b, whose product is annotated as translocase of inner mitochondrial membrane 10 homolog B (yeast). Lineage: Eukaryota; Metazoa; Chordata; Actinopteri; Siluriformes; Trichomycteridae. Gene Ontology annotation, cellular component: mitochondrial intermembrane space chaperone complex. Bases 138 to 761 code for a protein of 207 amino acids. The transcript has 3 exons. The record is from RefSeq and is a predicted model, not a curated record.
GAUCACGUGAUUUGAAGAUGGCGGCCUGCAUGUGAAAGUCACACUCCACCCCACAUUAAUCGUUUACUCGGUGAAUCUGUGAGAAAUAAACCUGAUAUCUGCUUUAAUACUUUUCUUAAUAUCAUAUCUCCUAUAACAUGGACGCUGACGGACAGCUCAGAAAUUUGAGAGAUUUUCUCCUGGUUUACAAUCGAAUGACAGAGAUCUGUUUCCAGCGAUGCUCAAGCAACUUUAACUACAGAAAUCUAACAAUGGAUGAGGAACGUUGCACGGACAACUGUGCUGGUAGACUAAUCCGCUCCAAUCAUCGGCUCAUGGGCACGUAUGUGAAGCUGAUGCCAGCCAUGGUGCAGCGGCGUAUGGAGGAGAUGGAGAGCAAGGCUGCAGAAGCAGCAAAGGCAGCUGAGGCUGCGAGUCCAGCACAGCCAGUCACACAGAUGCCCACAACUUCUGCUUCUGCCCAGGCAGUGUCACCAAUAACUGAUGCUGUCCCAGCUAUCCCACUAAUUACAGAUCAUACACACACAACUGGAGCUGACUCACCGGUAACAGCCCUGUCCACCCCAGGGUCCUUUGAAGUGGCUCGUCCACCUUUAGAUAUCAGUACACACGCACCAGCUUCAUUAUCAAGCACAAUUACGAGCAUUCCAAUGGAAAAUAUAGCCGAUAAACAGGCCAGUGUAUUGAGCAACGGCACAGUUUCACCUGUACCUGGACACCAGUCUAGCAUGAGAACAACUCAAGAAAAUACACCAUCAUGAUGCUGGUUUAUUUAAUAAAAUAAGUGUUACUGUUCAAA